This is a messenger RNA of Helicoverpa armigera (cotton bollworm), 7361 nucleotides long. It is a transcript of the gene ftz-f1, whose product is annotated as nuclear hormone receptor FTZ-F1. Gene Ontology annotation, cellular component: RNA polymerase II transcription regulator complex. Gene Ontology annotation, molecular function: zinc ion binding; nuclear receptor activity; RNA polymerase II cis-regulatory region sequence-specific DNA binding. Lineage: Eukaryota; Metazoa; Arthropoda; Insecta; Lepidoptera; Noctuidae. The record is from RefSeq and is a predicted model, not a curated record. Gene Ontology annotation, biological process: hormone-mediated signaling pathway; tissue development; regulation of transcription by RNA polymerase II.
UCUUACUGCCCUUUACCGACUUAGUUCAAUGUCAGUCAUGAGUACGGUAGCUCCAUUGAACCUGAGUUAUGUCGGUCGGAAUAUCAAAGUGUAAGUGAAGUGGCCUAGAGACCUACAUUUUGUUUUUAAAACGUAUUAUCGCUGUUUAUGCGCGAUUUUUGAGAUAAAUCAUAUACAUAAACGGCGUAGGUGAAAUAUUAAAAGUUCGCUGGGCGACAAUAUUCUGUCGCCCUAUCGAAUUAUUUGUGUAUAAUGCACGAAGACGCUCCAAAAAUGAGUGUAGCGCAAAGUCUAGCCGCUUCCACGAGCCAGGCGAAGAGUGAGAUCGUGACGGAUGUCCCCGUGGAUUAUGAAAUUAACUCAGUUGAACCAAAACCGAUUCAAACUAUUGAAAUGGACUUAAAACUUGCUUAUGUGAACCCCACUAGCGGCGCCGGUGGUGAACCAGGCGCCUACUUGCCUGCAGCCGGCACCGUGUGUGAUCAGACAGACACCAAGGAUGUAAUCGAGGAACUGUGUCCCGUCUGUGGAGACAAAGUCAGCGGCUACCACUACGGGUUACUGACGUGCGAGUCCUGUAAGGGCUUCUUCAAAAGAACCGUUCAAAACAAGAAGGUGUACACGUGCGUCGCUGAACGAGCCUGCCACAUAGACAAAACACAACGGAAACGCUGCCCAUUUUGCCGCUUCCAAAAGUGCCUCGAUGUUGGCAUGAAACUCGAAGCUGUACGAGCUGACCGCAUGCGCGGUGGUCGGAACAAGUUCGGCCCCAUGUACAAACGGGAUCGUGCCCGCAAACUGCAGAUGAUGCGACAGCGACAAAUCGCAGUGCAGACAUUGCGCGGCUCACUCGGUGACAGCGGCCUCGUGCUCGGCUUCGGGUCUCCUUACGCCACAGUUCCAGUCAAGCAAGAGAUACAGAUCCCACAAGUGUCGUCUCUGACGUCUUCGCCCGAGUCGUCGCCAGGGCCGGCCUUACUGGCUGCCCAGCCGCAGCCACCACAGCCGCCGCCGCCGCCAGCUCACGACAAGUGGGAAGCACAUUCGCCGCACUCCGCAUCUCCGGACGCCUUCGCGUUCGACGCGCCAGCCACAGCAGCCGCCACACCAUCCAGCACCGCCGAACCCACAAGCACUGAAACCCUGCGAGUCUCACCCAUGAUACGCGAAUUCGUACAAACUAUUGAUGAUCGCGAGUGGCAGAAUUCGCUAUUUGGGCUCUUGCAGAGCCAGACUUACAAUCAGUGUGAGGUCGAUCUCUUUGAGUUAAUGUGCAAAGUAUUGGACCAAAACUUAUUUUCACAAGUGGAUUGGGCGAGAAACACCGUGUUCUUUAAGUAUCUAAAGGUCGAUGAUCAAAUGAAGCUAUUGCAACACUCGUGGUCUGACAUGCUCGUGUUAGAUCACCUACACCAGAGGAUGCACAAUGGCCUGCCUGAUGAGACUACUCUCCACAACGGACAGAAGUUCGACCUCCUCUGUUUGGGACUCCUGGGCGUUCCAUCCCUGGCUGAUCACUUCAACGAACUCCAGAACAAAUUAGCAGAGCUCAAAUUCGAUGUCCCGGACUACAUAUGUGUUAAAUUCUUGCUUCUUUUAAAUCCUGAGGUGAGAGGCAUCGUUAAUGUGAAGUGCGUCCGAGAUGGUUAUCAGACAGUCCAAGCCGCACUUCUGGACUAUACGCUGUCCUGUUAUCCUACGAUACAGGAUAAAUUCGGCAAAUUAGUGAUGGUAGUACCUGAGAUCCAUGCCUUACGGCCCGAGGAGAAGAGCACCUAUACCAGCGGCACUGUGCAGGCCAGGCGCCCACACAGACACUCCUUAUGGAAAUGCUACACGCGAAGCGCAAGCCGAACGGAGGUGAAAUGGUUAACCGGAAUGCCGAGCACACGUCGACACUUGACCGAUUGUGCGGAUUCCUGCCUAGCGACGCGAUUGAGCAACAAUCGCCAAUAUAGAAUCUUGAAGUCUCAGUAAGGAGCAACAGACCACAAAAGCGCCAAGCGCUCCCGACAACACAUAAGAUAGAAUAUGCAACAAACUUUACUUAUUAGUUAGUUUUAGUUUGUAACUUGGUGUGUGAUUAUCAAAUUUAAGUUAUUGCGCCGAGCGCCGGCCGGUGGUGCCGCGCGUGCCUAGUCCGAUACAGAUAAAACAAAUAUUUAUCUACCUAAUGUCUGUAAAAUAAUAUACAAAUAUUAUACACCAGUCUUGUGUAGCUAUGGUUAAUUUAUUUAGCAGUCUAUAUCGUGUUACUUCAAAAUUGAGUAAGUACAUUAUAAUAUUACUAGGUUCUCUUUAACUCCGGUGCGUAAGUAAAGGGAAAUAUUACAAUACAUAUUUUAGGAAAGUGUCUGUGAUUAUAAACGAAGAAAUUUGAAAACCGUUUUAAUGUUAGUUGAAAUGAUCAUUAUGUAUAAUAUAAUUAUAAUUGUUAGUUGUAUUCAGUACCAUACGUACGUACAAUAAUUAUGUUGUGGUCGUGCAACGCAGCUUGCGAUGCCCAAUUUUAUUUCUUUUGAAGUUACUUAUUAAAUUUAUCGAUUAUCUUCUUUUUAAGACUAUAAAGCACUUUAUAAUUGAAUGUAUAAUAAAUUUUCUUCACUAAUAUCUUAUAAAGCGUUGUGUUCUAUAAGCUUACAUGUCUCGCGGCGUGAGUGAUUGUUCAUGGGUGUGAAAAUGUGACAACUUUAUUAAGUAUAGAUAUUGGGCUUGAUUGUGUUAAGAAAGAAAUUUUAUCGAAUGUUGAUAUUGGUCUUUGUGUAUUAUAUAAUGUAAAGAAUAAUAGUUAAUCGCAAUUAAAUCAAAUUUAAAAUUUUACAGUUGUUCCUUAAAAAAUGUUUAUCUGAAUGUUGUAUAAAAUUAAUCAAGUAUUGUAAUAUCGGCCAUACCAGUACAAAAUCAAAAUAUAAUCCUUGUAAAUAGCAUAAGCACGUUUACAGUGAUUUAUUCGACUUAUGAUUGUGUAAUUAUGUAAAAUAUGUCUCAACAUACGUGCAAGAAGCCUUAAAAAUCAUAGAUUUUUAAAAAUAUGGGUACUAGCGUCUAUCGGCUGACGGCCGAGGAAGGCGAUGUAUUUUUAUAUAAAACAUAUUGUUCUUUAUUAACAUAUAUAAUAUGUUAACUGAAAGUACAUGAUUUCGUAUUUUUCUAACAAAUAAUAUAGUAGCGUACGUAAUCAAGUGUAAAGAUCUACUUUUAAAGUGGAAGUGAUUAUACAUAAUAUUGAAUAUAAAGUGGUAUCAUAUACUGUAUGUUAAACGGUCAUAGUGACGUUACAAAUUUAAUUUGAAAACGUUUUAAUUUUACAAUGGUGUCAAUUUGAUAAAGAUACUGCCCAGUAGAUAACAGUUUGUUUUGGCAUCUGAUACGAGAUGAUAGCGAUGUUCGCUCGCCCACCCGCGGCAGCCGCUGAACAACCACAGAGCUACAUCUACGUAAUAUGUAACGAAUGAGUUAAUUAAUUAUUUUAUAAUAUGGAUGUUUUAAUCAAUAUUUUUUUUACGUAAUGGCAAUGCACCAAGUGCGAAUGUUUAGCUAGUAGGUUGCGUCAACGAGUAAAUAAUUAUGAUAAAAUAUAAUGGUUUGUUCAUUUUGGCUUAGUUUUUUUAUCUAAGCUCUCAUAUGUACAAAAACUAUGGCACCGUUAUCUACAAUACCGUCCAGUGAACACUCAGAAACACUGUAAUUUUAUUAUCAUGAUAUUGUUUUAUAAAUUCACGAAUUAACUUUCUAUAGACUUGAUACUAGUUGGAAUACAGUCAAGGUACAAUAGGACAGUCAAGUACCUGUUUAGAUGAAUAAACAAACAACUUUAAAAAAAGUUCCUCGAAUCGUUGUUGUGGUACAAUUUUUAAAAUAUACACAAUUCUUAAAUUUCUUUAAUGAGCACUGUUGAAAGUUUUAUAAAUAUUUAUUUACGACUGUAACAGUUUUAAGUUAUUUGCCGUAUUUAAUAUCAGCAUGUUUAAUACAUUUUCAUUGUAACAUUUCGUCUACACUUUUAUAAUCGACGACCACAUAUUUCUAUGUAAAUAUUUAGUACCGUUAUAUCAGAAUCUUACAUAUGUGUACGUCUUGUUAUAACUUAAUGCAUAUGUUAUACUAAACUAGGUACAUAAAGAAGCUCCGAUAGGAAGAAACUGUUUGGAAUAAGCACGUGCUGAUUGUUCGUUCGGUAGUACAUAUUUCUUUGUAAUCAGUUCAAUGAUUUUAAUUAGAUUUUGACGCACUUUUCAUGUGAUUGUGUUCGACAUCGUCCUUAGUCCAAAGUAUUCUUCGAUGACGUCACUUCGAUUCCGAGUCACCGACGCAACGGUGGUAUAAAGUGAAUUGAAGUAACUCGCAGCUUCUCAAGUUUAGGCGCUUUAUUGAAGGCAAAGCUGAUCUGUGAUGGUAUGACAUAGUUAAGUACAUUAGACGGCGUGGGUCAUUAUUUUGCUCGUAAUUCCGCGAGUGCAGUGUUUAAUUGUGACCAAGUUAAUCAAAUCACCCGUUUGUCCAGUGCAGCUUUAAAGUAGACCUUGGUUAUCGACUGGGUUCAGGUUGAGAGUCGGUAAUCUAAGAAAUCUUAAUACUAUGGUUAUAGACAAGUUAAAAACAUUAGCACCACUAGUUCGGAAGCCGUUUAUACCUCAAUGUUAGACUUCUUCAAUUAGAUCCGUGAAUAUUUUACCAAACAUGUUACCAUUUUAAAUAUUAAUAUUUUAUCAUCAGUCACAUGGAUAUUUUUUGCUUAGAUAUACAGUAUUAUUUUGAUAGAUAUAUUAUUCAAGCAAGAUUCACGUUUCCAAUUCAAGGAGUCGUUUCAUAUUGCCGCGGAGCAAAUGAGUACUACAUGCAUACAAUACACGUAUAACAAUAGUAUAGUAUUUUUACGUAUUUAUAUUUCUUGAGGCUUGUUUGCAUUAGACGAUAGCUUUGUGUAUAUCCAGUACGUCCACCUUACUUCAAUACACUACGCGUUACUAAAUUGUAAUUGUCAGUAACUUCUUGACAAUCACCAACUAAUACUAUUAUUGGCACUAAAUCAUUAAUUGCUUUCCUCAAUGGAAGAAUGAAUGUCUUACACAGCUGACUCAUAAUGGUUCAUCCGAUGCACGCAAACUUAAUAUUACAACGGAUUUUUAGUUGAAAUAUAGCGUGACGCCUAAAUGACCGCAAUAAACUAAUCCAUCGUGAUAAUGUCAUCAAAGUUUGCAUAUUUAUUCUAUCUAAAAUAUAGUAUUUUAUCAAUGGGUUAUAACAUUAUACUGUAUGUAUUGAGUUGUCAAGUGUAUGCAUAGUGACCCUUCAAUUUAGUGGCGUCGGAGCGCAAAUUAGACGUGUGCCAUUCAUUGAUCGAAUAGGGCUAGACGCUGUCCUCGACGGCGACCAUCGCAGCCCCGGGGCUGUUCCGACCUACGCCGGGGUCAGUCCCGCUGCAAUAUCAUCCACUGCCCGUACGCGAUCGACCAUAAAAGUACAACGUUACACUACGAUAUACAAAGGCUUACAUUAUCUCGACAAUAAACGGUUCAACAAUCAAGGUGCCAGUGUUCAUAAUCUUUAGGUUUGUUAGUCGAUUCAUUUGCUAUUAUUACCUACGACUUUUGACACCCGCUUCACAUUUGAUUUAAUCAACUAUCAUUUUCAUCCUUCAAUAUUUAAUUGAUUUGAAUAUAUAAAAUCUAAACCUACUAUUUACAUCUAAGAUUAGGUUGUAAUGUGCAACGUUAAGUUGUAUUUUAGCGUUUAUUGUAAGUAAUAUCUAUAUUUAUGACUUAAAAUUAUAAGUAUUUUAAAUUUAAGGUACACGAUAAGUGUUCUAUGUAAAUGUAAAUUUUGAGUUCAAGUACAUUGUAAGUGAUAGAUAGUAAACAAAGUGCGCAGCGGGGAUCAUGGCGCUGCGGUGGGCGGCGCGCCGCUCGCUCACGGGAGCGUAAUGUUCGCCGCGUACGGCACUGUUACUUCGCUCAGAUUCGCUGGCAGCGAUCGUCCGCGCCGGCCCGGCCGCGGCGAGCGCUUCACUUGCAUCAAUCGUUUCGUCAUCACGUGCUUUGUUCGAUAAUAACUUGUUGGGUGAUCGGUUACUGAUGACUAUGUACGCGUCGCACACAUUCCAAAAUAUCGCUAAACGUAACGCUAACUGACGCGCAUACACAAGGCGUUGCAAUUUGUAAGUUUACCACUUUGUUGUUCAUUAACGAUAAGUUAGGAUUAAUCUCAGUCGAUGUUGUUUAACUUUAGUCUGUGUAUAGUAUUCUCGUGGUUAAGUUUAUGUGAGGAUGUGAAUUUGAGCGAAUCGACAGGCCUCAGCCUGAAGGGUUCAUACUAGCUGUAAAUUUUAAGUACCUAAGCGAUAAUUUCUGUUGCACCUAACUUUGUUUCGCGCGCCGUGUUAGUUCUACUUUAUCAAUUGUACAUAUAGAUAGGGCGAGGUAUACAGUUUUCAUUCAUCUUAAAUGGUUAUUGUUGUAUCUGAAAACAUGGGGCUGGCAAAUACCAAUGCAAUACCGCACAUGCUGUUGAUAAUAAUGAGAUGUAAUAACUGAUACCAUCUUAGAUGUAUGGCUAUUUAUGUGUUACGGUUAUGGAAGGCGGUGAGGUGACGAGUCGAGGGCAGGCCGCGGUCAUCGCCCGCCCCGAAGCGAACCGCCCCACGCCUCGAGUGGAACACGACCCUCGCAACUCGGUCCGCUGACCGUUGUCAUAGUUAUAUAAAAUAAGUGCAUCCACUAAUGUUCAGCCACGAAGGCUUAUUGUGAGGCUGCUCCUAUUUUAACUGAACCAGUGUUCGCUAUUUAACUUAGCUCUAUUUGAUCGUUAGACGUUUGGACACCACAUCACUCACUGCUAACAUCACUUAUGAAUAGUAAAUAAUAUUUUCAUUUUUUGUAACUAUAAAAUGUGAACUUGUCACGGCACGACUAAUUAUCACACAUUUCCUACUAGACAUUUAAUAUUUACAAUGAAAGACUUGUGAAAUGUCACUGAAUGGCAACUUCGUCGAAGUUCAGUUAGAGUGGAGCAACCGGCAUUAGCUACCACAGCCACAUAAUUAUGUACCGUGUCAUUACCUCACAUUUUGCGUCUUUUAUACAUUACGAAAUAAUAGUUAUUGUUGUCGCUAAAUCUUUAAACUUAUUUUUAUUGUCAUUAUUGUUUAGAGGUGUCAUUAAGUUUAAAACACAAUGAUCUAUUUUUAGAUGGCAACAUAGAUGAUAAUGUAAGGCGGUGUGAGAUGUCGCCUGAGCAUCUUCAAUGUAUUUAUUUUCAUGGUGAUUAAUAAAUAUUGUGAGACGCACGUAAGCGCCGGCGGCGUGGCGCGCGCUCGCCGCCGCCCGUUAUUGUAGAAAUAAAUGAUAUUUUCGUUUAAAUAA